Messenger RNA from Chelmon rostratus (copperband butterflyfish), 3570 nucleotides. Its product is annotated as retrovirus-related Pol polyprotein from transposon 412. NCBI's taxonomy places the organism in Eukaryota, Metazoa, Chordata, Actinopteri, Chaetodontiformes, Chaetodontidae. Gene Ontology annotation, molecular function: nucleic acid binding. Gene Ontology annotation, biological process: DNA integration. The record is from RefSeq and is a predicted model, not a curated record.
AUGGCAUCAGCCCAAGGCACCUGCAUCGCACUCACUGAAGAUGAAAUCGUCAGGAACUUUGUGAACAUCUUGGACUCUACCAACAAUAUCCCUGUGAGGCCAUUCGGUGGGAGCGGGAGGGAACACCAGGGGGUGCCAGAGGCCGGAGCCACUCGGUCUCAUCGGCUACAGGUUUCCAGUUUUCUCAGACAGGGGGUCCUCAUUCAGGGUCAGAACUUUGCUCCUUGGGGGGAAGAGAAGCUAAAGUCAUGCCACUGGCUACAACUGAAGGCGGCCAACGGGCUAGAAAUACCAUAUGUAGGUUAUCUUGAGCUUGACGUUGAGCUUUGCGACAAGGCCCCCAGUCCACUCCAACAAGCCCUACAGCAGUGUCACCAAGCCCAGGCCACUGCACCCCCUGAACACUCAGGCAGAGCUAGAGUGAAGGGUAGGCGGGUUUUUAGAGUUCCUGGCGGCAGCAUGAAGCUAGUGGCUGCCACCUGCUUCCAGCAGCAUUUGAGCAAUGAUGUCUUGUUCGAACCUCUGAGUGACGGGUUACCUGCAGGUUUACUGGCCUCUCCAGCUCUCGUUCGACCAACAAGGGGUACAGUGUACAUUCCGAUUGUCAAUGUAGGAGGUAGUGAUGUUGUGCUUUACCCGAGGACUGUGAUAGGCUCGAUAAGUCAUGCCAAGGUAGUGAGUUUGCCCACCGGGGUCACGGAGAUUGAGGGACUUACCUCGGCUAGAGUGUCUUCUCAGACAAUCUCCGGCUCAGUGCAGGAGAAAAUUAAUGCUGUUGAUUUGUCGGCCCUGUCAGAGCAUGAUCAGUGUCAGGUUAGAGCCCUUUUGCAGGAACACAGCAGUGUAUUUUCAGCUCAUGAUGGAGACUUAGGCUGUACUAACCUGAUUUCUCACGAUACUUUACUGGAUGAGACACCAAUACGACAGAGGUAUAGGCGCAUUCCUCCCUCAGAGUAUGAUGCUGUUAAAGCCCAUAUUCACCAGCUUCUCGAGUCACAUGUUAUCAGGGAAAGUAACAGCCCCUUCGCUUCUCCCAUAGUCCUCGUCAGGAAGAAGGAUGGCACUCUUCGGCUGUGUGUGGACUACAGGCUGCUUAACAGCAAGACACGGAAGGAUGCCUUCCCCCUGCCCAGGAUCGAGGAGUCCUUGGAUGCCCUCUCUGGAGCUCGCUGGUUCUCCACCCUAGACCUGGCUAGUGGGUACAAUCAAGUGCCGGUAACCGAGAAGGACAAAAUGAAAACUGCUUUUUGUACACCAUUUGGCCUUUUUGAAUGGAAUAGAAUGCCUUUUGGACUUUGCAAUGCACCAAGUACAUUUCAGAGGCUCAUGGAAAGGAUUUUUGGAGCUCAAAAUUACCAGUCCUUGUUAUUAUACCUCGAUGACAUUGUUGUUUUCUCUUCCACGGUAGCCCAACACAUGGAGCGUCUCGAUUCAGUGCUGGGACGGCUGAAGCAAGAGAAUCUCAAGGCAAAGCUGGAGAAAUGCUGCUUCUUCAAGGAGGAGGUUGGUUACCUAGGCCAUGUGAUCUCGAAAGAGGGGGUGGCUACCGAUCCUCGUAAGAUUGAAACAGUCUCCAGCUGGAAAAGGCCCACUAAUGUCACUGAGUUGCCGUCAUUUUUGGGGUUUGCCAGCUACUAUAGACGUUUUGUUGGUGGUUUCGCUAAGCUGGCAGCCCCUCUUCACCGGCUGGUCGCUGAGUUGAGAGGCACAAAAAAACGCAGAAAAUCUGAGCAGCCUCUAAUGGCUGCAUGGACUGACCAGUGCGAAGAGAGCUUUGAAGGUCUCAAGCGCCACCUUGUGGAGGCUCCAGUGCUGGCCUAUGCCAAUUUUUCGCUGCCCUUCAUCCUGGAAGUGGAUGCCAGCCACAGCGGGUUGGGAGCUGUUCUUUCCCAGGAGCAGGACGGUAAGGUUCGGCCAAUAGCAUAUGCCAGCCGUGGCCUUAGGCCAACAGAACGUAAUAUGAACAAUUACAGUUCUAUGAAGCUUGAAUUUUUGGCUCUUAAAUGGGCCAUGACUGAAAAGUUAGAGUAUCUGUUGGGUCAGAAAUGCAUCGUCUAUACUGACAAUAACCCCCUAAGUCACCUCUCGACAGCAAAGUUGGGUGCUGUGGAACAACGUUGGGCAUCAGAACUCGCCAACUUUGAUUAUGUCAUCAAGUACAGACCUGGAAAAAGUAAUGGAAAUGCUGAUGCCCUAUCACGACAGUACUUACCUGCAUCAGUCACAGCUGACAAUCUGGCACCUGGCACCCGUCUUCCACAGGCCAUCCAGGGAGUAUCAAAUCCAGUGCCCGAGGUAACUCAGAAUACCAUAUCUGUAUUUCCAAGUCAUUCUGUUACUGAUCUCCAUGCUCUACAGGCAGCUGACUCUGUAAUCCGUGACUUCUUGAUGUUUUGGACUCGCAUGAGGGCCCCAGACGCAGCAGAGCAACGUGCACUGUCCAAACAGGCCCUAGCAUUGGUAAAACAGUGGGAUCGGAUUGUGGAGCAAGAUGGAGUGUUAUACCGUAAGGUCUUCCAACCCGACGGGGAUGAGGUACUCCAGCUGGUCCUGCCCUCCUCACAGAAAACCCAGGUGUUGCAUCAGCUACACAAUGAGCAUGGCCACCAGGGGGUGGAUCGGACCACCAGUUUAGUGUGGCAGAGGUGCUACUGGCUGGGCCUGCACCAGGAUGUCAAGCGCUGGUGUCAAGAGUGUGAAAGGUGUCAGGUCGCCAAGGACACUCGGCCAACAGUUCGCACCUUCAUGGGUCAUCUCCUCGCUGCUCGUCCAAACCAGAUCCUGGCAGUGGACUUCACCUUGUUGGAGCCUUCUAAAAAUGGCAUGGAAAAUGUGUUGGUAAUGACAGAUGUCUUUUCUAAAUACACUCUGGCAGUCCCCACUAAGGACCAACGUGCAACAACUGUGGCCAAAAUAUUAGUAAACGAGUGGUUCUGCAAGUUUGGUGUGCGCCGCAUUCACUCCGACCAGGGUCGAAAUUUUGAGAGUGAUUUAAUCCAACAGUUGUGCACCUUGUAUGGCAUCAAAAAGACUCGCACUACACCCUACCAUCCUGAAGGAAAUGGCCAGUGUGAGAGGUUUAAUAGGACCCUGCACGACCUUCUUCGCACAUUGCCUACAAUAAAAAAGAGAGACUGGUCAUCUUAUCUGCCUCAAGUGGUGUUUUCGUACAACACAACAGUUCAUCAAUCCACUGGUGAGUCCCCAUUCUUCUUAAUGUUUGGUCAAGAUCCCCUGUUACCUGUUGACUUUCUUCUAGGAAGAGCCCCAGUCCCAGUGGCAGGAAGUACACAAGACUGGAUUGUGGAGCAUCAAACCAGGCUCCGGCUGGCUUUUGAAGGAGCCACAGAGCAUCUGCAAGCUGCUGCAAACCGUCGCAAAACACGUCAUGAUGCAAAGGUGAGGGAUUCCUCCCUGCAAGUUGGACAGCUGGUGUACCUCAAGGACGUGGGCAUCAGGGGUCGCCAUAAGAUCCAGAAUGUGUGGAGCUCUGUAUUGUACGAGGUUGUGAAGGUCCCCCAGGGAGGUGGAUCUGUUUACACCGUUGCUCCAUUGGAUGACCCCAGUUAG